Messenger RNA from Acaulospora morrowiae, 420 nucleotides. NCBI's taxonomy places the organism in Eukaryota, Fungi, Glomeromycota, Glomeromycetes, Diversisporales, Acaulosporaceae. The record is from the annotation of a GenBank genome assembly.
AUGGGCAAAUCCCAAUCCAAAUUAAUUCAAGAAAGUAGCAAUAUGGUACAUAAAAUUUCGAAAAAAACAAAACAAUCUUAUUCUGAUCCGGCUGCGGAUGCUUCGAUAAAAGAUCAAUUAGAGAGUUCAAAUCACAUUCAAAUUUUAUCCACUGCCUCGAAUAGGACCCAAUCGAUGGUAUCAUCCACCUGCAGUACGCUUGGCUCCCAUUGUAUAGAUGAACAGAUGAUUAAAUACAUAGGCGGAAGAAAGUUCUUAGUUUUAGAGGAUGCAAGAUAUAUACUACCUUUUGACGACGAUGAACAUGCAAGGCAGCAGAUAUUACAUUUUACACUUCGUCAUAUUUGGGAAAGUAAUUUUUCUGCACCUGUUCAUGAACUAUUACAAGAUUCCAAAACAAAAGUUCUGGAUGUUGGGUAA